This is a messenger RNA of Aaosphaeria arxii CBS 175.79, 689 nucleotides long. RefSeq lists its product as uncharacterized. Lineage: Eukaryota; Fungi; Ascomycota; Dothideomycetes; Pleosporales. The coding region runs from base 127 to 609 and encodes 160 amino acids. The record is from RefSeq and is a predicted model, not a curated record. The transcript has a single exon.
CCCACCGGCCCUGCUCUCUUGCGCUCUGUCACUCUCCCUCCUUUCCCUCCUCUCUUCCCAUCUCUCCUCUCUUUGGUCGCAUCAGAUCCUGUCUCAUACGGCACAUCCGGCUCUUCCCAUCGAUCAAUGUGUAAUCCCUCCACUGCGGCACUGUUAUUCCUCCGCCCCCAAUCCAACAGUGCUUGUGCUGAGCAACGGACAUUUUCUUUGUAUCAAGUGGCAAAGUGCCAUCUGCCUUGUUAUGUGAGAUGUGACCCAACGUUCAACUCCAAUAUGCGUGAUCAACAUCUAGCAUGUCCUGCUAGAUCGCCCAUUAUUGCGAGCGCUAGAAAAAGAGAGGAUUUGCGUGUUUGCGGGCUGUCCUUGAUCCCAUCCCCUCACCCCCCACAAGCAAGGCAAGCAGAACAAGACAAGAAGUACUCCGUACUCCGUACUACUAUUACUACUAAUCACCACUACGACGACUACGAAUAUACUACCACGGCCAUUGUUGUGACUGCUACUCGUUGUGUUGGUACUCGUAGGAAGGUUGGAAGAGAUGACACCAACGACGUUCGGCUCCUCGACUGCCAUUCGCUAAAGGGUCGGCUGGGUUCUGGUCUGGUCUGAUCUCGGACCAAAUCAUUGGUACACUUAGCCGGCUGCCCUUAGCCUUUUUUUGACGUCAAUCCACCACCUUCGUCCAACAU